Molecule: messenger RNA, 1628 nt
Organism: Candidula unifasciata
Lineage: Eukaryota; Metazoa; Mollusca; Gastropoda; Stylommatophora; Geomitridae
Source: the annotation of a GenBank genome assembly
UUCUUCAAGUGGGCGCUAAAGCAGCUGGACAGAAAACACAGGUUGCAGAGGGUUCUUCAGAAGACGAGGAUGACAGCGAUGAAGAUGACACUGAUGAAGAUGACAGCGAGGAAGAGAAGAAAGCCCCAGAAUCAGGGAAACAAAUACCUGUGCAGAAAAAGCAAGGUGCCCAAAAGCAGGCACAAGUAGAUGACAGUGAAGAAGACAGCUCUGAAGAUGAUGAAGAAGACAGUUCUGAAGAUGAUGAAGAAGAAGACUAUAUCCCAGCAGGAAAAAUAGCACAAGUAACCAAAUCGAUCAAUGGAGUUAAAACAGCACUGACUAACAAGUCUGCUGAUGUGGAAGACACUGAUAGUGAUGAAGAUGAGGAGGAAGAAGAAGAAGAAGAAGAGACUAUUCAAAGUACACACAAAAGAAAGGGAGACAAGGCCAAAGAACAACCUCCAGCCAAGAAACAGAAGCUCAAAGGAGAUGGAGGAGAGGCAUUGAAAGUGCCAGAAAGUAAGAAGCGGAAGAGAGAAGUCAAGAAAGAGCCAAAUGCUAAAAAACAAAAACCUGAAGCUGCCAAUGGAAGUGAAGGACCUGUGACACUCUAUGUGGGUCAUUUGGAUAACAGCACAACUGAAGAGGAAAUUACCAGCUUCUUCAGUAAAAACAACAUCAGCCUGGCUGAAGUUCGCAAACUGCCAAAUAAAAGCACUGCCUUUGUGGAUCUGGAGGAUGCAGACGAUUUAGAUGAUGCUUUAGCUCUGAAUGGCAUCACAUUUAAAAACAAUACCAUUGCAGUCGAGAGAGCCAAGCCUCGUACUCCAGCCCAAGCAGCACUGUAUAAAAAAGUCCCGUCAACCUUUAUACCUGGCGACACAAGCAACAAGUCGGAGAACGAGAAAGACAGUCGCACACUAUUUGUGAAGAAUCUGCCAGAGAGUGCGACAUCUGAGAGUUUAAAAAGUAUUUUUGACUCGGCGUUGUACAUCAGAAUUCCAGAGAAAGAAGGCGUUCGUAAAGGCUUCGGCUUCAUUGAGUUUGCAGACAAAACGUCGAUGGAGGCAGCCAUAUCCGAGAACCAGGGUGUGGAGUUUGAGGGCAGCUCACUGUUUCUGGACUAUGUGGGCUCUAGGAGUACGUUUAAGAAACAGCGUGCAAGUCCUGGGACCAAACCAGGCAGAGGAGGUAGCAGACAAGCUAAUUCAGGCGCAAGAGGAGAUUCAAAAGUGCUGUUUGUGAAGAACCUCAGCUACAGCACAGAUGAGUCCUCGCUGAAGGCAUCUUUCAAGGGAGCCCUUUCAGCUAGAAUCCCAAUUUUCCAGGAGUCUGGCAAGUCCAGAGGAUUUGCAUUUGUGGACUUCCCAACAGCAGAAGCUGCAGCCAAGGCUUUUGAUGCCAUGAGUGGUCAGACUAUUGAUGGGCGUCAGGUGACACUAGAUUUUGCUGUGGACAAAAAUGCUGCUGGUGCAGGAGGUAGAGGCGGCUUCAGUUCAAGAGGACGUGGAGGAAAAAGUGGUGGGAAAAGCUUUCGAGGCGGUGCUGCUGGUGGUCAGAAGGGUAGAGGAGGCUUUAACAAAGCCAAAGGAGGGAUUGUGCCGGCUCAAGGCAAGAAGACCAAGUUCAGUGAAGAUUCUGAUUAA